Molecule: messenger RNA, 745 nt
Organism: Paramecium sonneborni
Lineage: Eukaryota; Ciliophora; Oligohymenophorea; Peniculida; Parameciidae
Source: the annotation of a GenBank genome assembly
UAUAAAUAAUAUUUAUUGAAAAAUGAAUUAACCAUAGAAUAGACAAGUAUAGAAAUUAACAAUAGAUGAUAAAGUAAGUAGAUAAUGAUGUACGGUUAGUAAAAAUACGAGCUUUAAAAAGAAAUAUUCAUUACAAUAAGAUUAAUUGAUAUGGUAGAAAAGUGUGCAUAAUUGGCUGAUGAUAAAAUAACACCAGAAAAGCAUUGUUAGGAAAUUACAAAAUUAAUUGAAAGGUACAAAACGUUUACAUCUAAAAUUGAUAAAUAUGAUUUGAACUAAUUCAUAAAGGUUUAUAUUUGGAUUGAAUAGAUUUAGGAAUAUGGACUUGAAGAUUGUAAAUUUGGAAUAGAUAGAAUUAAUAAAGGACCUCCUUAAAUAAAAUAAGGAAAUAAGAUUUAAUUAGUAGUUGAUUUGAUGCAGAAGUUCUUUUAAAUGCAAGAUAUCAUAUUAGAGAACAAAGAAUACCCUAAAGUACCAAUCUUCAAACCGAUUGUAGAUUAGUUGAUAAUUCUCUUAAAUAGAGCUAAAACAGAACUACCACCUUAUAAAUCAUAUUUGGAUGAUUUAUAAUAAUUGUAAGUUUUGAGUAUAAUAGAAAUUAAGUUAAAAAGAGCAACUUGAAAAUUAGAUAAUAGGAGUGAUUCCAGAGGAUGAAUUUUAAAAGUUUGAAAGUAUAAUAGAUUUAGCUCAAUAAAGUUUUAUGACAUCCCAUUAAUAACAAUGAGUUUAAAUAGUUUAAAUGGAU